ACCCUGCCCUGGCUCAGGCAGCUGCUGUGGGCGGGCCCCUGGCCUUCCCCGGCCCCUCGGCCUCCCCCUGCAUUCUAGAGCCCAGAGCUUUUGCCUUUGCCGCUGCCGCUGCUGGGCUGCCACCUCUCCUUCUCAGCCUCUGGCCACUCGCCGCUCCCUCACCCCCCACCCAGUUGUUCCUCUCACCUGGCCAUGACCCCAGCUUCCCCAGGGACCCUGGCCCGGCCCUGAGCCCUGGGACCUCCAGCCCCCUCCUCCCCUCCCCUGGGCCAUGGCCAACUCAGGCCUCCAGCUCCUGGGCUACUUCCUGGCCCUGGGUGGCUGGGUGGGCAUCAUCGCCAGCACAGCCCUCCCGCAGUGGAAGCAGUCCUCGUAUGCGGGCGACGCCAUCAUCACGGCCGUGGGCCUCUACGAAGGGCUCUGGAUGUCCUGUGCCUCCCAGAGUACGGGGCAGGUGCAGUGCAAACUCUACGACUCUCUGCUCGCCCUGGAAGGUCACAUCCAGUCAGCCCGAGCCCUGAUGGUGGUGGCCGUGCUCCUGGGCUUUGUGGCCAUGGUCCUCAGUGUGGUUGGCAUGAAGUGCACCCGGGUUGGAGACAGCAACCCCAUUGCCAAGAGCCGCAUCGCCAUCUCUGGGGGUGCCCUUUUCCUCCUGGCAGGCCUCUGCACUUUGACAGCCGUCUCGUGGUAUGCCACCCUGGUGACCCAGGAGUUCUUCAACCCCAGCACACCAAUCAAUGCCAGGUACGAGUUCGGCUCGGCCCUGUUCGUGGGCUGGGCCUCCGCCGGCCUGGCCAUGCUGGGGGGCUCCUUCCUCUGCUGCACAUGCCCGGAGCCCGAGAGAACCAACAGCAGCCCGCAGCCCUACCGGCCCGGCCCCUCGGCUGCUGCGCGAGAACCAGUUGUUAAAUUGUCUGCCUCCGCCAAGGGCCCCCUGGGUGUGUAAUGUCCAGGUCCCCA
This is a messenger RNA of Lynx canadensis (Canada lynx), 960 nucleotides long. RefSeq names its product claudin 19 (gene CLDN19). Bases 272 to 946 code for a protein of 224 amino acids. The transcript has 5 exons. Gene Ontology annotation, cellular component: plasma membrane; bicellular tight junction. Lineage: Eukaryota; Metazoa; Chordata; Mammalia; Carnivora; Felidae. The record is from RefSeq and is a predicted model, not a curated record. Gene Ontology annotation, molecular function: structural molecule activity. Gene Ontology annotation, biological process: bicellular tight junction assembly; cell adhesion.